Molecule: messenger RNA, 5555 nt
Organism: Cynoglossus semilaevis (tongue sole)
Lineage: Eukaryota; Metazoa; Chordata; Actinopteri; Pleuronectiformes; Cynoglossidae
Gene: rasa3
Product: RAS p21 protein activator 3
Exons: 23
Coding region: 258-2837 (859 amino acids)
Biological process (GO): intracellular signal transduction; regulation of GTPase activity; negative regulation of Ras protein signal transduction
Molecular function (GO): GTPase activator activity
Source: RefSeq, a predicted model, not a curated record
AGUGUGGAGCCACGCCCCCACUGACGACGCCGCUGCCGCCGCUGCUGCCGCUGCUCUGGAGCCAGCCCCGCUUGUUCUUACCCAGCCAACAGCAGCAGCAGCAGCAGCAGCGUAGCGGGGCAGGAGUGUGAUCGCUGUCCGGAGCGCAUAGAUGUGCAAAAGCCCUGGAUUAUCCGUGCUCUGGAGAGGCCAGAACCGACAACCGUGGAGGAGAGACUUUCUCUAGCCGCUGAAAGGGACCGAGCCUCGGUGGAAGCAUGGCGGUAGAGGAGGAAGGUCUCCGGGUGUUCCAGAGCGUUAAAAUAAAAAUUGGAGAAGCCAAGAACAUCCCUCCUUACCCGGGGCCGAACAGGAUGAGGGACUGUUACUGCACCGUCAACCUGGACCAAGAGGAGGUCUUCAGGACCAAGAUUAUCGAGAAAUCUCUCUGUCCCUUCUACGGCGAGGACUUUUACUGUGAGAUUCCACGCAGCUUCAGACACCUCUCCUUCUACAUCUUUGACAGGGACGUUUUCAGGAGGGACUCCAGCAUCGGCAAGGUUGCUGUGAAGAAGGAGGAUCUGCAAAAAUAUCACGGCAAAGACACCUGGUUUCAGCUGCAGCCUGUCAGCGCUGACUCAGAGGUGCAGGGGAAAGUGCACCUGGAGCUGCGUCUGAGUGAAGUCAUCACAGACAGUGGAGUCAUCAGCCAUAAGCUAGCUACACGAGUGCUGGAGUGCCAGGGUCUGCCAAUCGUCAAUGGCCAAUGUGAUCCCUACGCCGCCGUCUCCUUACUGGGACCAUCCAGAUCAGAUGCCAAGAAGACCAAGGUGAAGAGGAAAACCAACAACCCACAGUUUGAGGAGACCUUUUAUUUUGAGGUGACGCGACCUUUAAGUUACACAAAGCGGCAGUUUGACGUUGAAGAAGAGGAUGUUGACAAACUGGCACUGAGAGUGGAUCUGUGGAAUGCCAGCAACCUGAAGUUUGGAGAUGAGUUCCUGGGAGGAGUCCGGGUUCCUCUGCGAGUCCUGGGUCAAGUUGGUGUUCAUGAUGCAUGGUACUUUCUCCAGCCGAGGGAAAACGGAGGGAAGUCGGUGAAGGUGGAGGAGCUGGGCUCUCUGCGACUGAACAUCGUUUACACCGAAGACCACGUCUUCCCAUCUGAAUAUUACACCCCCCUCAGAGAUCUGCUGCUGCACUCCGCUAACGUGGAGGUACAGCGCGUGGGCGUGCAGUUAGCUCAGACCUCAACAAUCUGCUGCGAUUCAAACGUAACAUCUCUCCAUGUCCAGCCUGUGUCUGCGUCCACUGCUCACAUCCUGGGUGAGGUCUGUCGAGAGAAACAGGAAGCUGCCGUUCCUCUGGUGCGUCUCUUCCUUCACUGCGGAAAGAUCGUGCCGUUCAUCAGCGCCAUCGCUCACACUGAGGUCAACCGCACACAGGACCCAAACACCAUUUUCCGUGGGAACUCGCUGACGUCCAAGUGCAUCGAUGAGACCAUGAAGUUGGCCGGGAUGCACUACCUGCAAGUCACCCUCAAACCGGUCAUAGACGAGAUCUGCACGGAACACAAGCCGUGUGAGAUCGACCCGGUCAAACUGAAGGAGUCGGAGAACCUGGACACAAACCGGGAGAACCUGCGUCAGUACGUGGACCGAAUCUUCAACGUCAUCACCACCUCGGGGGUCCGCUGCCCCACUGUUAUGUGCGACAUCUUCUUCUCCCUCCGAGAGUCGGCCGCCACCAGGUUUCAAGUCGACCAGGACGUCAGGUACACAGCAGUGAGCAGCUUCAUCUUCCUGCGUUUCUUCGCUCCGGCCAUCCUCUCCCCGAACCUCUUCCAUCUACGACCACACCAUCCAGACCCUGCCACCUCACGAACUUUGACCCUCAUCUCAAAGACCAUCCAGACCUUGGGAAGUCUCGCGAAGUCUAAAUCUGCCAGUUUCAAGGAGUCCUACAUGGCUGCAUUUUACGACUACUUCAACGAGCAGAAGUAUGGCGACGCUGUGAAGAACUUCCUGGACCUCAUCUCCACCUCAGGGAAAUGGGAUCAGAAGAGUAUCGAAACGCCGAUCAUGCUGAAGGAGGGGUUCAUGAUAAAACGGGCUCAGGGCAGGAAAAGGUUUGGAAUGAAGAACUUCAAAAAGAGGUGGUUCCGUCUCACCAACCAUGAGUUCACCUACCAUAAAACAAAAGGAGAGGGCGCUCUGUGCAGCAUUCCCAUAGAGAACAUCCUGGCUGUGGAGCGACUGGAAGAGGAGUCGUUCAAAAUGAAAAACAUGUUUCAGGUGAUUCAGCCAGAGAGGGCGCUCUACAUUCAGGCCAACAACUGCGUGGAGGCUCGCGAUUGGAUCGACAUCCUGACAAAGGUCAGCCAGUGUAACCGCAAACGCCUGAGCACCUACCACCCCUCAGCCUACCUCAACGGACACUGGCUCUGCUGCAAAACCUCCUCAGACACGGCGCCCGGCUGCACGCCCUGCACCGGCAGCCUUCCAGCAAACAUCCAGCUGGACGUGGACGGUGACAGGGAGACGGAGAGGAUUUACUCGCUCUUCAGCACGUACAUGUCCAAAAUGAUCAAGAUGCAAGAGGCCUGUGGCAGCAAAUCGGUGUACGACGGUCCUGAACAGGAGGAGUACUCCAGCUUCGUCAUCGAUGACCCCCAGGAGACCUACAAGACCCUGAAGCAGAUCAUUUCAUCGGUGCAGACCCUGGAGCAGCAACACACCAAAUACAAACGGGACAAGUUCAAAAAGACCAAGAUCGGCAGCCAAGAGCAUCCAAUAGGAGACAAGAGUUUUCAGUGCUACAUCCGCCAGCAGUCUGAGAGCUCCACCUACUCCAUCUGACCACAGCCCUGAUGGACUCUUUCUACGAUGCCUACAACCAGCAAAUAUUUCCUCCACUGCAAAAAAAAAAAAAAAAGUCAGGACUGAAAACAGGAGUCACGGUGAGUUGUUUACGACACGGCGGCCGCGUCUGGACGAGUAUCAUGUUUUUAUUCCUGGCUGUGGAAACGUGUGGUACUGCAAGACAACGUCCGGCGGCUCGUCCACCGAGGUUUUGAGAUCAUUCAGGGUGGAAACCAGAAAGUUCUUUCACCUGUUUGAUUCUGGCGAGAGAAGAUGAAAAAUGUUUUCACUGGACGGUGGUGACAGUGAUCUUCAGGCACUUUAGUCGUCUCUGAAUCUGCAGGAAACAGGAACAAGGCUUGCAGCACACUUUUAAAAACAUUUUUAUUUUAUCUCAGAUUUGUUUUUGCAUAUUUUAAAAAUGUAUCCCGUUCUGACCAAACUGAGAAGGAACGGACCAGACGUUUGGACGCAUUUGUUCUGAUUUUAGUUCAUGGUUUUAUUGUUUGACUUCCUGACCUUCUCAGGAAGAAAGUGAAGGUCAGAAGGACACAAGAAGGGAACAUCAGGACCAAAGUGGCCAAAACGGUGUUGGUGAAACUAAAACCACUCGUCUCUUCAUCGCCUCCUUUUUUCUUACGGUGACAUCAGAGGUCAAGGUUUAACGUUUGACCUCUCUCCUCUGGUUUCUGACUCCUGUGUCAGACUGGUACUGGACCAGACAAACCCACGUUUGUCAGUGAUGCUGAAGAAGAAGAAGAAGAGUUUUUUUCAGGGAAUUAAAAAAAUGUAUCGUUUUUAUAGAUAAGUAGAUAUAAAUAUUUAUGAUUUUAUAAGAGAAAGUAUCGUUACUGCAUUCUGACGUGUUGGUCUGUUCACACGGACAAUAUUCUAUAAAGUUUAUAAUCAUCACAACGUGCUAAGUGCUAACAGCCAUAAAUGAGAUUAGGCCUAAAAAAUGGCUUAAUGUUAGCUUAGCAUUAACAAAACAAACAAAAAUACAAUUUCUAAUUUUGCUUUUCAGUUUUUAAUUUCAGGGGAAAUAUUUUUUGAUGGCUAAUUUGGUUUGUGUAUUUAGAUAGUACUUAGCUUCUGUAUAUCUGGACUGGAUUUGAGCUUUGAUUUUUGGUAAAGGUUUAAUUUUUCAGUUAGAAAUUCCUGUGCCAAACUAAAGUUAUAAUUUGGAAAAGUUUAAAAACUGUUUAGUUAACUAUUAUUUUUUUCCUUAAAUUAAGUUCACAUUCAUUUCUUGGGCUAGCGUGGCUAACUAGCAGUUUGGCUAACUUUGUGACUUCUUCUUGGUUCAGCAUUCGACACGGUUCAGACCUGGGUUUGUUUUUUCGUCAAUACUAGUCGUCACACAAUCUGUUCUAACCCCGCCCACCAAAACUGAUGCUUUGGGGCCCUCUCCUGUGUGGAUUGUGUUACUGCAGCAGAGUCAGCCGUUUGAUUCUGUUUGUAGUUUUCUUUAGUCUUACUCUGGAAAAAUCGCCCUGGUAGUUUAAUCGUUAUUCAAAUGCAUUCCAUGGGAAACUGCCUGCUGUGAGUCUGGACUGGGCCGGACCCCGGGGACUUGUUAAAGGUACAGAGCUGUUCUUGAGAACCUUGGUUUUGUGAACCAAACUUAGAUGUCCACGUUCGUCAGCACCACAAAGAGGAAAAGACCAAAGGUCCUGUGAAGUACAGUUGAGGUACAGUUCUACUGUGAAAAUGCGUACCUGGUUACGUAGCCUCACAACCAACAAGUUAGUGUGGACCCUAUGUGGGUCAAGUGGACUAAAUGGGUACAAACCUAUAUAUUAAUAUAUAUAUUUUUGGCCUACAUCUGGCCCAGAUGAAGCCAAUAUGAGUCUGACAUUGAAGUGUGGUUUGAUGUCAUUGGGCCAGUAGAUGUGGGCCACUUCAGAUAACAGGAAGAUUAUAGAUUGCCAAAAUAUCAAAUGUUUGCCACUAUGCCGUCCCAGGUGUUGGACAGUACUUGCCAUUACUGCCAGAAAGAUCCCCCCCUCAUCCCUCCACCUAUCGAAUCUGCUUUUAGUUUAGAAAGGCAGUAAACGGGUGGGUCGCAAUCCACAUCCCAGCCAACACAGUCCAGAUGGGCUUCGGGAGAAGCAGCUACACUGGGCAUGGAGUUAGUCAGUGGUUUCCAAAGUAGGGGGUGGACCCCCGUGGGGGACAUGAGGCUACUGCCGGGGGGGGGUCACAUGGAUGCCAUUUUCAAUCAUUUCUGUAAUUGUGUCAAAAAAACAAAACUGCACUGACUUGUUAUUUUAGUUCCUUUGUUUGAUGAAAGGAACCGUUUUAUAGGAAAUACAGUUUUGUACGAAUACAAAACAAUCAACAAAAGGGGGGGGGGGUCAGAAAAAAGUUUGGGAACCAGUGGUUUGGGUGAAUUGUUUCAGUUAGUCUCUUAUGGAACCUGGGUUAGUCUGGACUGCUGCAGAGGUAGUACCCCUGCCUGCCGCCAGAGGGCUCCAGGUCUGAUAUGACCCUAAAUUAAAUUAAAUGUAAGUUUGUUUCAGGGUUCAAAUCUCUGCCAGAUCACGACGUGGAUCAUGACCGGGACGACCCCGGAGUUCUGUCCAUCUUCUGUCCCAUGUAGAACCUGAAGACAAUCCUGAUUUAGUCUUGACUUUUCUGCUCUUUGAACCUCCACCUCCAUGGGCUUCACACAUGCUGGCUGGGAUGGAACCGGUGUACAGGGGGGGUCAGAAA